CCUUUUUAUAAUUUUUAUUCUCUUGGACUGGAUUGUUCGUCCAGGUUCUGGAAAUGUAAAUGGGGACUUUAAUCCUUUGGUCAUCAUUUGGUGCACCCCAAGUUAUCUGGGUGUUCUGUGCUUCGCCGGCAAACUGCCAUCUCCGACAUAUGGAGUACCAGGGCCGAGCUCAAUCAAGGCUCAAGGCCAUCGUCCGUGAAACCUUCGAGGACGAUACGACCUUCUACGAUCUCAUUCGAGCCUGGGUCGUCAUCGAUCUUGUCACCAGAGAACCAUGGUGAUUCCAAGCGCCUCAGGCGCUGGAUGUCGACAAGAAGGCAAAGCAGGAGCACCGAAAGCAAGCAGCGGCAGCUCCUAGUGGAAGGACAUAUUCUUGAUUCCUUUGUUGAGUGGACAUCCAAUAUUUACAACAGAGGAAAGGAAGAAGGCGGUUUCUUCCCAAAAGAAACACAGCUGAAUGGCUUGUUCUUCUCUCUCUCUCAACCUCUCUCAACCUCCCUCUAUCUCUCUCUACCUCUCUCUCUCAACAGGGAUCAACAAAAUUAGGGUUCGGAUUUCCAUAAACCCCUUUUUACUCUUUCUGUGCAAGUCCAAGGAAAGGAAGGGGUUUUUGGGUUUGAUCUCUUGGGUUCCGAAGACCCUUUUCUCAGCGGCAGGAUCGAUAUGAAUUCCCCAAUUUUCAAGAGGAAUCCGCAGUCUCUGAGCAAAAUCCGAGUAGCGACACCGCGCCUGUAGCUUCCGCUGAUUCGAUUGAAUUCCAGGGCAAGAAAAAGUAAAUUUCAAGGGAAGUCAAAGGAUUUUACUCCCACUGCUGCCAAGCCGCCAUGGCCUCCGAAAGAAGCAUUCGUGUAAGAGCAACAAGGGCUCGAGCUACUGACGAAUUAUAGUCAUAAUCUAGCUGAAAUUGGUGAAAAAAAUCCCAACCAGUCUCGGCCAAAUAAGUGAUCUGACGUAUCUAUCCUUAUCUGGCAAUCUCCUUAUUGGUGUCAUUCCGUCUAGUUUGGGGCUGCUUGCCUCUUUAGAAGUGCUUGAACUUUCUUCAAACUAUCUCACUGGUGAGAUACCGAAAGAUAUUGUGAAUCUGCUGUUCUUCUGCUCGACAAGAAUAAUAUUUCUGGAAACCCGUAUCUACACUCUUGCGCCAUGUUUUCUCUGUCACAGGCAGCUUCUGAUUUUCAAGGAAGAGUUGGCGAUUCACAACCUUUUGCUGCUUCACCAAUGGGAGGUCCAACUCAGGAGAGUGGGAACGGUUUCAGUCCAAUUGAGAUAGCAUCCAUUACUUCUGCAGUGGCCAUAGUUUCAGUGCUGCUUGCUCUUGUUGUUCUGUUCUUAUAUACACGGAAAUGGAAUCCAAAGUCUGGAACUCAAGGGUCUACCAGGAAGGAAGUUACAGUUUUCACAGACAUUGGGGUUCCGUUGACCUUUGAGAAUGUUGUGUGAGGCACAGGAAGUUUCAUUGCUAGCACCUGCAUCGGGAAUGGAGGUUUUGGAGCUACCUACAAGGCAGAGAUAUCACCUGGAAUCGUGGUGGCAAUUAAACGGCUUUCAGUUGGAAGGUUCCCAGGAGUCCAACAGUUUCACGCAGAAAUUAAAACCCUUGGAAGGCUUCGGCAUCCAAAUCUUGUCACUUUGCUUGGUUAUCACGCCAGUGAUACAGAGAUGUUUCUAAUAUACAACUAUUUGGCGGGUGGUAAUUUGGAAAAGUUUAUUCAGGAAAGGUCUACAAGGGAUGUGGAUUGGAGGGUACUUCACAAGAUUGCUUUGGACAUAGCCCGUGCACUUGCCUACCUACAUGAUCAAUGCGUACCACGUGUCCUUCAUCGGGAUGUCAAGCCGAGCAAUAUUUUGUUGGAUGAUGAUUUUAAUGCGUAUCUCUCAGGCUUUGGUUUGGCCAGACUUCUGGGAACUUCAGAGACCCAUGCUACUACCGGCGUUGCUGGAACUAUUGGAUAUAUUGCCCCAGAAUAUGCAAUGACUUGCCGUGUUUCAGAUAAGGCUGAUGUAUAUAGUUAUGGCGUUGUGCUACUGGAGUUACUCUCUGACAAGAAGGCACUGGAUCCCUCCUUCUCUUCGUAUGGAAAUGGAUUCAACAUCGUUCAGUGGUCAUGUAUGCUUCUUCGGCAAGGCCGGGCAAAGGAAUUCUUCACCGCUGGGUUAUGGGAUGCAGGUCCCCAUGAUGACUUAGUAGAAGUUCUUCACUUGGCAGUAGUGUGCACGGUUGACUCUCUCUCAACCAGGCCUACAAUGAGGCAAGUUGUACGGCUUAAGCAACUUCAGCCUCCAUCUUGCUAGCUGCAUUACAAGGUUUGUACUGGUUAACAUUAGUAGUCUGUAGAAAGAGGAGCUCCAUUUGUCAUAUGUGUCUGCGCAUUCGGUGCGCUUUGGAUAUUUCUUAUCCAACCAUUUCAGCCUUUGUUUCCAGCCAGACAGACAAGAGGCAGCUUCGUUCGCCAUGGAUGCAUUAAAAGAGAUUCAACAUUGCUACUUAGGCCCGAGGGACCAAAGGAGGUUCGACAUUGUAGCAUGGGCUAUAUGCUUCUUCGACAUGGCCGUGUAAAGGAAUUCAUUAUAGCUGUGUUAUGGUAUGCAGGUCCUCAUGAUGCAGUUUUCUCGACAAGGCUUACAGUGGCGAAUUGAGUCAUGGUGUAAGCAACUUCAGCCCUCUGUCUUGUUAGCUGACCAACAAGGGUUGGAUCGGUUAACAUUAGUAAUCUGUAUGGCCUCAGGUUAAGAGUAUUUGCUUCUGCACCCGUGGUCCUGUAAUAUAUAUCGUGUCAAAGUAAAAGAACGUAAUAAAAGUAUAGUAAUUUCUGUGCUGAUGUUCUGUUGCUUGGUUUAUAGGCGUGUUACUGAAUUAUUCUUCCACUUUGAAUUGUAAAAAGAGUAAUGUUUGUCACUUUUACAAAUGGGAGGGUCCUGGUUGGUAGGAAGCUAUUGGCAACAUA
Messenger RNA from Malus domestica (apple), 2945 nucleotides. The record is from RefSeq and is a predicted model, not a curated record. Lineage: Eukaryota; Viridiplantae; Streptophyta; Magnoliopsida; Rosales; Rosaceae.